Molecule: messenger RNA, 666 nt
Organism: Dichotomopilus funicola
Lineage: Eukaryota; Fungi; Ascomycota; Sordariomycetes; Sordariales; Chaetomiaceae
Exons: 2
Coding region: 1-666 (221 amino acids)
Source: RefSeq, a predicted model, not a curated record
AUGCCUACCAAAGCACCCAGCGCAGGCACCAAAGUCACAACGGGUGAAAACAUCCCCGUAACCCGCGAAGCCACCGGCCCCGUUGCCUCAGGCUCGCUCGCAGCCGAGUCAACCGCCGAGGGCGGCGGGUUCGCAGCCAACAAACCGGCAUUGGAAGGUCAGGAGCAGGGACGUAGAAGGCAACCCCAGCAGCAACCACAGCACGGCAGAAGUACCGUGAGAAGGACAGGAGCAGGAGAUACAUCAACCUCGCUAGGCCUCGAGAACCAGCAGACAUCCCGUGGAGCCACCACUGGCGACAACACUGGCGGGGGUACGCGCCACACCAGGAAGACAGCCGGUGCCAGCGAAGGCCCUACUACGUCCUCUGCCCAACCAGCCACGGCCCCGACAUACGUCGCCAGCCAAUACAUCCGCAACCCGGCCGGCCCGCAUGGCAAGAACCUGCAUGAAGGAGGGUUUGAAGGGAGUGGGACGGCGGAGGGAGCGUUGCCUGAGCCGGGGAGUAUGGAGGAUCCUGGGAGGGCGGCGUUGGGGUUGGGGGUUGGUGGGACGGCGAGUUCGAGAAAGGGUAUGGGAGGGGGUGGAAAGGAGGAGGAAGGGACUGGGUCUGCCUCGGGGGGAGAGAAGACAUGGUAUACGGCUUUGGGGGACGAGGAUGCGUAG